Molecule: messenger RNA, 1011 nt
Organism: Triticum turgidum subsp. durum (durum wheat)
Lineage: Eukaryota; Viridiplantae; Streptophyta; Magnoliopsida; Poales; Poaceae
Source: the annotation of a GenBank genome assembly
AUGGCGACCCCGAGGACGAUGAGAGCCGUGCAGUACGACAAGUAUGGCGGUGGAGCUGAAGGCCUCAAGCAUGUGGAGGUGCCGGUGCCGUCGCCGAAGAAGGGCGAGGUGCUGCUGAAGAUGGAGGCGGCCAGCAUCAACCCCAUCGACUGGAAGAUCCAGAAGGGCAUGCUCCGCCCCUUCCUCCCCGGCAAGUUCCCCUUCACGCCAGUGGGCGAUCUGGCCGGCGAGGUGGUGGAGCUGGGCAGCGGCGUGACCAACUUCAAGCCGGGAGACAAGGUCAUCUCCAUCAGCUUCCCGAGCGGCGGCGGGCUCGCCGAGUACGCGGUGGCGCCGGCGUCGCUCACGGUGGCGAGGCCGCCGGAGGUGUCCGCCGUCGAAGGCGCCUGCCUGCCGGCCGCCGGAGGCUCCGCGCUGCAGCUGCUCAAGCUCGCCGGGGUCAGCUUCGACGGGACCUCCGGCACCACCGGCCCGAAGAACGUGCUGGUGACCGCGGCCUCGGGCGGCGUGGGCCACUACGCCGUGCAGCUCGCGAAGCUCGCAGGCCUCCACGUCACGGCCACCUGCGGCGCGCGCAACGUGGACUUCGUCCGGGGCCUGGGCGCCGACGAGGUGCUGGACUACGGGACGCCCGAGGGCGCGGCCCUGCGGAGCCCGUCGGGCAGGAGGUACGACGCGGUGGCGAACUGCGCGGCGGGGGUGCCGUGGCCGGCGCUCAAGGCGGUGCUGGCCGACGAGGGCGGCACGGUGGCGGACGUCACGCCGGGGGUCGGCGCCGCGCUCACGUCGAUCCUGCAGAAGGCGACCUUCGCCAAGAAGAGGCUGGCGCCGCUGAUGCUGGCGCCCAAGCGGGAGGAGAUGGAGUGGCUGGUGGGCUUGGCUAGGCAGGGGAAGCUCAGGACGACGGUGGACUCGCGGCACCCGCUGAGCAGAGCGCAGGAGGCCUGGGCUAAGAGCAUGGAGGGGCAUGCCACUGGCAAGAUCGUUGUGGAAAUGGGAGGCGCAGAAUGA